Saprolegnia parasitica CBS 223.65 is the source of this 475-nucleotide messenger RNA. RefSeq lists its product as hypothetical. The coding region runs from base 12 to 446 and encodes 144 amino acids. The transcript has a single exon. Lineage: Eukaryota; Oomycota; Saprolegniomycetes; Saprolegniales; Saprolegniaceae. The record is from RefSeq and is a predicted model, not a curated record.
GAAAGGUCCUCAUGGCAUCGACGACGACCAAAGCGCCAGUCCACGUGCCCCUCGCACUGCACCUUGCUGCCGUUGUGCCCGCCAGCAUCGUUGGCGCCGUCGUCCUUGCAACCAAGAAAGGCACCAAGCAACACGUCCUCCUCGGCCGCAUCUGGACCGCCUCCAUGGUCGCCACGUGCCUCACGAGCUUUGGCGUCACGGAGCUCGUGCCCAGCGGCAGCUUUAGCCCGGUCCACGCACUCAGCGUCUUGACGCUGGCGUCGCUGGGAAAAGGCAUCCAAGCGAUUCGGCAGCGCAACGUCAAGCUGCAUAAACAGUGUAUGCUGGGGUCGAUGGUUGGGCUCGUGGCCGCGGGCGUGGCGACGCUGCUGCCGGAACGACGCAUCCAUGCGUGGGUCAUGCAAGGCAAGGAGCCAUGGCUGCAGCGUGUCGAAGUGAGACGUUGAGCUACAUUUCUAAGCUGACCGUCAACUCG